ACUACUACUGUGCCAUUUUAGAAGAUGUGAUCCUGCGUUUUGCCUGGACAAUUUCUCUCUCUUUGACCACUAUGACUAAGAUUCACUCGGUGGGCGACAUCGUGGCCACCGUGCUGGCUCCUCUUGAGGUCUUCAGGCGUUUUGUGUGGAACUUCUUUCGCCUGGAGAACGAGCACCUAAACAACUGUGGCGAGUUCCGAGCUGUGCGAGAUAGUUCGGUGGCGCCGCUCAACGCGGACGACCAGACGCUGCUGGAGCAGAUGAUGGACCAAGAGGAUGGUGUCCGGAACCGCUCGGGGAAGAAGACUUGGAAGAGGUCCUACAGCCUCACGCUGCGGCGCCCCCUGCUGUCUUCUCAAUCCAAAAAGGACACCAAGGUUCUAAUUGAAGAUACGGAUGAUGAAGCCUUCAGCUGAAUCACCAGCAAGCAGCAACAUUGUCUACACACAAACACACACACAC
Messenger RNA from Syngnathus typhle (broad-nosed pipefish), 462 nucleotides. RefSeq names its product xenotropic and polytropic retrovirus receptor 1 homolog. Bases 72 to 416 code for a protein of 114 amino acids. The transcript has 3 exons. Gene Ontology annotation, molecular function: inositol hexakisphosphate binding. NCBI's taxonomy places the organism in Eukaryota, Metazoa, Chordata, Actinopteri, Syngnathiformes, Syngnathidae. The record is from RefSeq and is a predicted model, not a curated record. Gene Ontology annotation, cellular component: cytoplasm; Golgi apparatus; plasma membrane. Gene Ontology annotation, biological process: phosphate ion transport; cellular response to phosphate starvation.